AUGCCUUUCGAGGAGUUUGAACGAGUAAUGGGCGCGUGUUCCAAAGUUUUCGCAACGUGGGAUGAUGAAUCGGAUAGACUCCAGGGCUUACUACGCGAUAUAAUAAAGAAGAAACGCGAAGAGCAGCUGCGUAUUGGAUGGCGAGGCGCACCUGCACAUCGACGACUGCAGAUACGCUUGGACCACAUGCGAAAGCAAGUUUAUGCCCCACUUCUCUUUCGUCUUUUCAUUGUCCUCAGUGCCAUCCCGUCAAUUUGCAAACGAUUGUUUCCAUGCCUUUUUAUCGAACCACUUGUAUCUGGUUUCUGCGUCUGUUCCAACUCUUGGAAUAUACCUGUAGCACCCUGCCUCCCACCCGAAGGAAGCACGAGAGUUGUGAUACUGAUAGGAUGCUCAAGCCUAGACACGAGAAUUCAAGAUGCAGAGGUCGGGUUCGAACCACCGACCUUCCAGUCAGUAAGUAUGCGCUCUAACCACUGGACUGGUGUAUCACUAAGACAGCGGGAGAGCUGCUGCAAUCAAACCGUGUUCCGUCACCAACAUGAGCAACUACGUCAGGUGAUUAUGCGUGUUUUACGUCCGGCACAAACCCGUGUAACUCACACUGAUGCGGGUAAGGAUGAACUUGCUGGAAACCAACCUGGCGAGAAUGCUUCUGCUGAAACGACCAAGGGACCAGACAAAGUUUCACGGAAGGUGCAACCACUUUUGGAUGCUUCCGAUGCGAAUGCGAUUGAGGAAGUGAACCUAGCGUACGAAAUCGUCAAAGAGAUUGAUUGCUUGGAUGUCACUAAAGAAGGAACAGACGCCUGGGAGGCGGCCGUAAAACGGCAAGUUUUUUCUUUCGCCAGUUAUCUAACUCAUUUCCAUUGGUUUGUGUCCUUCGUGGAAUCCACUAUGAUUAUUGUCAUCUUACCAAUAUGCUUAUAUUUGCACCAUAGAUAUGAUGAACGAAUCGAUCGGGUCGAAACCCGGAUCGCUGCCAGGCUUCGGGACCUUCUUGGUACUGCAAAAAACGCCAACGAGAUGUUUCGUUACUUCUCACGAUUCAAUGCCUUAUUCGUACGGCCUCAUAUUCGAGGGGCUAUCCGCGAGUACCAAACUCAACUGAUCCAGCGCGUGAAAGACGACAUCGAGGCAUUGCAUACCAAAUUCAAAGCACAGUAUUCCUCCAGUGAAGCCUAUCACAUGACGAAGUGUCGUGAUUUGCCUCCAGUCGCUGGUUCCAUAAUCUGGGCUCGCCAGAUCGAACGGCAGCUCAACGCCUAUUUACAUCGUGUCGAAGACGUCUUGGGAAAGGGAUGGGAGCACCAUAGAGACGGGCAAUUGUUAAAGACCGAAGGGGAAAGCUUCAAAGCCAAACUGAACACCACCGAGGUGUUCGAAGCUUGGGUUCGAAAAGUUUCACAAAAGCAGGUUCUUGUCUCUGGUCGAAUUUUCAACAUUGAGCCAAUCCGUGCCCGAAUUGCCACGAAGGAAGGUGAAACACAAACCGUUACGGUGUUGAAACUCCGGGUCAACUUCCAACCAGAAGUGAACACUUUAGCGAAGGAGCACAGAAUAGGUAACCGAAAAAGCUAUUGGACUGUAACGCCCUUUCGGUGCCUAGUUGCUAUGCCAUCCGGAAGAGGCACGAGGGCUGGGAUACUGCCAGGUUGCCCAAGCCUCAUCAUCACCGUCAGCUGCAAGAACCACGUGCGAAACAUGAAAUGGUUGGGGUUCCGGGUUCCCCUGGGUAUCGUGAACCAAGCUCACCAGACGAAUCAACUGUACCCGUUUGCUGUGUCGCUGAUCGAGAGUGUACGGACCUACGAGAGCACAUGCAUUAAAAUCGAAGAACAUCAGCGCCAAAACAUCGGUCUUCUGUGCGCUGGUUUGCGACGUGACGCGCAACUAUUCAUCUUGGAGGGAAUGAAUCUCAUCUGGGAAUCGUACCGGCUCGGUGUAUAUGUUCAGAAGUUCUCUGAAAAUAUGCUACAAUUCCAAGAAAAGGUUGAUGAUUUAUUGCAAACGACACGUGAAAUCGAUCUCCAAGUUAAAUCGCUCGAAACCUGUGUCUACUCCAAGGCUGUUUUUGAAGAGAUCAUAGGUAAAAUUCAAAAAGCUGUGGAUGAGCUCAAUCUCCAUCAAUACUCCAAUCUUCCACAGUGGGUCUCAAGGUUAGACGAAGAGGUUGAGCGCAGGUUGGUGGUUCGGCUUGAAGCCGGUGUGCGUGAGUGGACACGAGCUCUUCGGGGUGAGAAGUCGGAAGCUGAGCCGCCAUUUAUUGGAACGUCUGCAGCCAAGCACAGGUGGGGUCACAGGGGACCCCAUCCUGGAAGGCGUACAACACCAACAACACCUAAACUCUUCAUGAUCUCUUUCCUCUUUUCCGCCAACUCAUGCGUUGUCCAACUCGCGGUUUGCGCCCUUCUGAAGGAGGCACUGAGAGCAACGCUCAUUUCGGUAGACGGUGUUUUGGCAUGCGUAGCACAUGACCGAGCCAUCACAGUUGCUGAUGCUGGGUGUUUUCCCCGAUGGGAGUACCUGUCGCACAACCAAAUACCUCUGUGGACGUUUCCAGCAUUCUUUGCAUCCUCCAUUUCUUCAGCCUUUCGGGUCCACCAAGCUUCUCGGUCUGCAAUGGUACUUCAGUUUCACCUGGCGUCGGAUGAUGCGUCGGGUGGAGUUGUGAUUGCGGCCAAGAGGGAUCUGUCGCCGGGUCUCCAGCACAGACGCGUUCCUAUCAAAGAGAACGACGAUGACGCCCAAGAUACACAUUCCAGUCAGCAGUCCAAAAACCCUUUGGGUGGGGAACCGAAACUGAAGAUGAUUGUGCACGAGUUACGCAUCACAAACCAACAGAUGCAUCUCCACCCCAGUAUCGAAGUGGCCCAGCAGGAGUUACUGCUUAGUCUGGGCUCCUGGGAAGGUAUUGUUUUAAAUCUACCUCGAAUCCAACACUCACGAUAUCAGCCGCCAUUUAUUGGAACGUCUGCAGCCAAGCACAGGUGGGGUCACAGGGGACCCCAUCCUGGAAGGCGUACAACACCAACAACACCUAAACUCUUCAUGAUCUCUUUCCUCUUUUCCGCCAACUCAUGCGUUGUCCAACUCGCGGUUUGCGCCCUUCUGAAGGAGGCACUGAGAGCAACGCUCAUUUCGGUAGACGGUGUUUUGGCAUGCGUAGCACAUGACCGAGCCAUCACAGUUGCUGAUGCUGGGUGUUUUCCCCGAUGGGAGUACCUGUCGCACAACCAAAUACCUCUGUGGACGUUUCCAGCAUUCUUUGCAUCCUCCAUUUCUUCAGCCUUUCGGGUCCACCAAGCUUCUCGGUCUGCAAUGGUACUUCAGUUUCACCUGGCGUCGGAUGAUGCGUCGGGUGGAGUUGUGAUUGCGGCCAAGAGGGAUCUGUCGCCGGGUCUCCAGCACAGACGCGUUCCUAUCAAAGAGAACGACGAUGACGCCCAAGAUACACAUUCCAGUCAGCAGUCCAAAAACCCUUUGGGUGGGGAACCGAAACUGAAGAUGAUUGUGCACGAGUUACGCAUCACAAACCAACAGAUGCAUCUCCACCCCAGUAUCGAAGUGGCCCAGCAGGAGUUACUGCUUAGUCUGGGCUCCUGGGAAGGUAUUGUUUUAAAUCUACCUCGAAUCCAACACUCACGAUAUCAGGUCGGCUUGGAAGUUGGAAGCGAUGUACACAAGAACUACAAGAAAAUUUUACACAACUUGGACAGGGCAGACGAAGCUUUGGAACAAGCACACCAGGCCAUUUUGGAUGUGGUCAGCGAGGCCCGCGAAUAUGUGAAGACGUGGACAAGUUACCAAGCACUGUGGGAUCUACAGAGUGAUCAGGUCUAUGGCCGUAUAGGAACGGAUACUCGGGUUUGGAUGAAUGUUCUAGAUGAGAUCAAAAGCAUGCGUCAACAUUUCGAUGUCGCCGAGAGUCAAAAAGAAUUUGGACCGAUCGUCAUUAUGUUUGGCAAGGUGCAGUCGAAGGUUUCUCUGAAGUAUGACAAUUGGCAUAAGGAUAUUCUCAGUAAAUUCGGUAACCACCUGGGUACAGAAAUGCAAGAACUGUACAACGAAGUCUCAAAGGCUCGACUGGAUAUGGAACAACAAACAGUAGAAGCCGGUAGCACCAGCGAAGCAGUGAAUGCCAUCACCUACGCACAAACCGUGAAACGAAAAAUGAAGGCCUGGGAAAAACAGGUGGAACUCUAUCGGACCGGUCAGAACAUCCUGUAUCGUGAUCGAUUCCAAUUCCCUUCUGGAUGGUUAGACUCUGAAAAUAUCUUGGGUGAAUGGAGUGCGUUCCAGGAAAUUUUGCGCAGAAAGGAAACUGCUAUUAGUUCACAGGUUGCAAGUUUGCAGAUGAAAGUGGUUGCUGAAGACAAGGUAGUUGAAAACAAAACGACAGAGCUGCUUCUUAAUUGGGAGAAAGAGAAGCCAGUAGAAGGUGAUAUCAAGCCUGAAGAGGCCGUCAAUCUGCUGACCAUUCUCGAAGGCAAAUUCAUCCGUUUGCGCGAAGAACGCGAAAACAUCCAGCGUGCCAAGGAGGCUCUGGAAUUAACGGAAUUCGGUGUAGCCUCCCCAAGUGAGCAACGUGUGCAAGUGGCCAUCGAAGAGCUUCAGGACUUGAAGAAUGUUUGGCUCGAGCUGUCAAGGGUUUGGGAACAGAUUGAAACCCUGAAGGAAACCCCAUGGCAAACUGUGCAGCCGCGGAAACUGCGUCAGCAACUUGACACAAUGGCAAAUCAGAUCAAGGAACUACCCACUCGGUUACGUCAGUAUGCAUCGUACGAACAUGUGAAACGCACACUGCAAAGUUACGCAAAGGUUAAUGUACUCGUGGUUGAAUUGAAGUCGGAGGCUCUGAAAGAACGCCACUGGAAGAUGCUAAUGAAAAAACUAAAUGUCGACUGGACGAUGUCGGAACUAACUCUGGGGCAUGUCUGGGACAUUGAUUUGCAGAAGAACGACUCCGUUAUUCGGGAAGUCCUGUUGAUUGCUCAAGGUGAAAAGGCGCUGGAAGAAUUCUUGAAACAGGUCACUGAAGAAUGGAAGAACUACACACUGGAUCUGAUUAGUUACCAAAACAAGUGCAGACUAAUCAGAGGCUGGGAUGAUCUUUUCACCCGGGUCAAAGAGCGCAUAAACAGUCUAACGGCUAUGAAAAUGUCUCCUUACUUCAAGCAAUUCGAGGAAGAGGCGCUUGCAUGGGAAGACAGACUCAAUCGAAUCAAUGCGCUGUUCGACGUUUGGAUUGACGUCCAACGGCGCUGGGUCUACUUGGACGGCAUUUUCGCCGGUUCGGCGGAUAUUAAAAUUCUUCUCCCUCAAGAAUCCCAGCGAUUCCAAAGUGUGAGCACAGAAUUUCUGGGACUUAUGAAGAAAGUUGCUAAGUCUCCACUGGUCAUGGAUGUGCUUAAUAUUUCCAAGGUCGAUCGUCAACUCGAGCGACUGGCCGACCUGUUGUCAAAGAUUCAACGCUCCUUGGGUGAAUAUCUAGAGAGACAGCGUUCCUCUUUCCCCAGAUUCUACUUUGUUGGUGACGAGGACCUGUUGGAAAUCAUCGGUAACAGCAAAAACGUACCGCGUUUACAAAAACACUUCAAAAAGAUGUUUGCUGGCGUGCAUUCGAUCAAGUUAAAUGAAGAUAGUACCGAAGUGUUAGGGUUGUGUUCGAAAGAAGGCGAAGAAGUUAUAUUCAUUAAACCGGUGUCAAUCAAGGAUAACCCAGUAAUCAACGACUGGCUCACUCUGUUGGAGCGAGAGAUGCGUGUCUCACUGGCGACCUACUUGGGCAAAGCAAUUCAGGAUUUGCAGCUUUUGGGAGUUUUGUACGGACCGAAUUCGGAGAAACUUCGCGCAUCCGGCGAUUUGGAAAAGACCGGUUUUCUGGAUUGGCUUGAUCGCUUCCAUGCACAGUUGGUGGUUCUGGCCGCACAGGUUAUUUGGUCCGAAUCUGUGGAUGCAGCCCUAGCGGCGAUGGAUGGCAAACCGUCAAAAGACCCCGAAAGUCCACUGCACAAGUGUCUUGCUUCUGUGGAGAAUAUGUUGACCGUGUUAGCUGAUUCGGUUCUUUACGAACAGCCUCCAGUACGACGUAGGAAACUAGAGCACUUGAUUAUUGAACACGUACAUCAGCGAGAUGUCAUCCGCACAUUGAUACAGAACAAUGCUAACUCAUCACGGUCAUUCGAUUGGUUGAGUCAAAUGCGGUUCUAUUUUGACCCGAAACAAACCGACCCUCUACACCAGGUUUCCAUACAGAUGGCAAAUACCAAGUUCCAGUACGGAUUCGAAUAUCUUGGUGUCAUCGAUCGACUAGUUCAAACCCCUCUUACAGACCGAUGCUAUCUGACGCUUACACAAGCUCUGGAAGGGCGACUUGGUGGCUCACCGUUUGGACCUGCAGGUACUGGUAAGACGGAGUCGGUGAAAGCAUUGGGCACUCAACUUGGUCGCUUCGUUCUGGUGUUCAAUUGCGAUGAAACCUUCGAUUUUCAUGCGAUGGGCCGCAUUUUUGUCGGUCUAUGCCAAGUUGGAGCCUGGGGUUGUUUUGAUGAAUUCAAUCGAUUGGAAGAACGUAUGUUGUCAGCUGUGUCCCAGCAGAUACAGAGUAUCCAGGAGACUCUACGUGAUAUGGCUUGCGGAGCCAAAACGGCAGGAAAAGACGGUGUUACGGUCGAACUGCUCGGAAAACAGGUGACCGUUCAUCCAGAUAUGGCUAUUUUCAUCACCAUGAAUCCUGACUACGCUGGGAGAUCCAAUCUUCCGGACAACUUGAAGAAGCUCUUCCGCUCUCUGGCAAUGACUCAACCAGAUCGUCAGCUGAUAGCGCAAGUCAUGUUAUAUUCCCAGGGUUUCAGGACAGCCGAAGUGUUGGCCAGCAAGAUUGUGCCGUUCUUCCAGCUUUGUGAUGAACAGCUAUCGGCCCAGUCCCACUAUGAUUUUGGGCUACGUGCUUUGAAGUCCGUUUUGGUAUCUUCCGGAAACGUCAAACGAGAACGCAUUCGCCGCAUCAAAGAUGAUAUUUUGGCCCGCGGUGAAACUGUUAACGAAUCUUCGAUCGCAGAACAAUUGCCGGAACAAGAAAUCUUGAUUCAAUCCGUAAUGGAAACCAUGGUGCCCAAAUUGGUUGCUGAGGAUAUUCCGUUGCUUUACAGUCUCCUGACAGACGUGUUCCCAGGCGUUGUGUACUCCCCAUCAGCCAUGGAGGGACUUCGUCGAGAGCUGCGUCGUGUUUGUAAUGAAACAUACUUGGUUUACAAUGAGUCGGGUUUGUUCAACGAUGCAACUGGUCACGAAUCUAACUCAAAUAUCUCUGGUACCACAGCCGGCAGUCUUUGGGUGCAGAAAGUACUUCAGCUGUAUCAAAUCACUUGCAUCCACCACGGUCUCAUGAUGGUUGGCCCGUCUGGAAGUGGGAAAUCUAUGGCUUGGCGUACUCUGCUCAAAGCAUUAGAACGGCUGGAAGGCGUCGAGGGAGUUGCUCAUGUAAUAGACCCGAAAUCCAUAAACAAAGAAUCCCUCUACGGUUAUCUCGACCCGAACACUCGGGAGUGGACGGAUGGUUUAUUCACUCAUAUCCUCCGGAAGAUUAUUGACAGCAUUCGUGGAGAAUCACUCAAACGCCAGUGGAUUAUUUUUGACGGUGAUGUUGAUCCUGAAUGGGUUGAAAACUUGAACUCCGUAUUAGACGAUAACAGAUUACUAACCUUACCAAAUGGAGAACGGUUGGGUAUUCCUCCAAAUGUUCGAAUCAUGUUCGAAGUGCAAGAUCUACGUUACGCCACCUUAGCUACAGUCUCGAGAUGUGGUAUGGUGUGGUUCAGUGAGGAUGUGAUCCCUCCAGAACUGGCCAUGGAGCACUUUAUCCGCCAGCUACAGAACGUUCCGAUCGAUGAGGGUGAGGAAGAGACUGUUGGCUUCGGUUUACCUGUUGUGGCUCCCGAAUCUUCUGACCAGGUGCAAAGUCCUGAUUUUCAGGAUGUGCCUGGAGCAUCUCGCGAAACUGGACCAGUUAGCCCCACUCUCCGACUACAAUGUGACGUUGCCAGUAUACUUCAACCUCAUUUCGCGGAUGGCGGCCUUGUAUCUCGCUGUCUGGCUUAUGCCAAAGAUCUGGAUCACAUCAUGGAUUUCAUGCCUCUGCGAGCGUUGACUAGCUUAUUCUCAAUCAUGAAGCAGUGUAUUCGAAAUAUCAUGGCGUACAAUAUGAUGCAUUCAGACUUCCCUAUGUCUGCAGAUCAGAUUGAAUCAUAUGUAAGCAAAAGUUUGAUCAAUGCUAUUAUUUGGUCCAUGUGUGGCGACGGUCGUUUGUCGACACGGGAAGAGUUGGGCAAUUACUUACGUGAAAUCACCACCAUCCCUCUACCGCCUACUGGUGCACCAAUCAUUGACUAUGAAGUCAAUUUGAACGGAGAAUGGCAAGCGUGGUCACAAAAGGUCCCUGUGAUUGAAGUAGAGACUCAUAAAAUCACGUCGAUGGAUGUCGUUGUGCCGACAAUGGAUACAGUGCGGCACGAGGCUCUGCUUUAUUUGUGGUUGGCCGAACAUAGGCCAAUGAUCUUGUGUGGCCCUCCCGGAUCUGGAAAAACGAUGACUCUCUUCAGUGCUCUGCGAAGCUUGCCAGACAUGGAGGUUGUUGGUUUGAACUUUUCCAGUGCGACCACACCAGAAUUGAUGAUGAAGACAUUUGAUCAAUACUGUGAAUGCCGCAAAACCCCCAACGGAUUAGUUCUGGCACCAGUCCAGCUGAAUAAGUGGUUGGUGUUUUUCUGUGAUGAGAUUAACUUGCCCAACGAAGACAAAUAUGGUACUCAACGUGUAAUCAGCUUCUUACGGCAAAUGGUCGAGCAUGGGGGAUUUUACCGAACCUCAGAUAUGCAGUGGGUUAAAUUCGAGAGAAUUCAGUUUGUCGGCGCCUGUAAUCCACCCACGGAUCCUGGCAGAAAACCUCUCUCACACAGAUUUUUGCGUCACGUGCCCGUUAUAUAUGUGGACUAUCCCGGCGAGUUAUCCCUAAAACAAAUUUACGGGACAUUUAACCGUGCCAUGCUGCGACUUCUUCCCUCACUUCGUUCUCAAGCCGACGCGUUGACAAAUGCGAUGGUUGACUUCUUCCUGUUGUCACAAAAACGGUUUACGCAAGAUAUGCAACCACAUUAUAUCUACAGUCCACGUGAGCUAUCACGGUGGGUCCGUGGUAUUCAUGAAGCCCUCAAACCAUUGGAUAGUUUAUCGGUCGAAGGAUUGGUACGUAUUUGGGCACAUGAGGCUUUACGUCUAUUCCAAGAUCGUUUGAUCGAAGAAACUGAACGGCAAUGGACUGACGCCCACAUAGAUGAUAUCGCUUUGAAGUACUUCCCUUCUAUAGACAAAGAAGCUGCAUUAAGCCGACCAAUCCUGUUCAGCAAUUGGCUAUCGAAAGAAUAUUGCUCGGUCGAGCAAGAGACUUUACGAGAUUAUGUCAAAGCACGUUUGAAGGUGUUCUACGAGGAAGAACUGGAUGUUCCGUUGGUUUUGUUUAACCAAGUGUUGGACCAUGUGUUACGUAUCGACCGUGUGUUCCGACAACCACAGGGACACUUGUUACUAAUCGGAAUAAGUGGAGCAGGAAAGACUACACUCUCACGAUUCGUAUCUUGGAUUAACGGGCUUAGUGUUUUUCAGGUCAAAGUGCAUAACAAAUAUACUGCUGAAGAUUUUGAUGACGAUCUGCGAAACGUUCUGCGUCGCGCUGGUUGUAAGGGCGAAAAAAUCACUUUCAUCAUGGAUGAGUCGAAUGUCCUGGACUCCAGUUUCUUGGAGCGUAUCAACACAUUAUUGGCCAAUGGUGAAGUUCCUGGUUUGUUCGAAGGUGAUGAAUUUGCCGCACUCAUGACUCAAUGCAAAGAAGGUGCAACCCGUGAUGGCUUGAUGGUUGACAGUCAUGAGGAAUUGUACAAAUGGUUCACCAACCAAAUUUGUACUAACUUGCAUGUGGUGUUCACCAUGAAUCCUUCAGAGGAUGGUCUCAAAGAUCGAGCAUCCACUUCUCCUGCCUUAUUCAACCGAUGCGUCUUGAACUGGUUUGGAGACUGGUCAAUCGAGGCAUACUUCCAGGUGGGAAGAGAGUUUACUAGCAAAACAGAUAUGGAGCGACCCGAUUACAAAGUUCCAGACUUUGUGCCCGCGGUUGCUGAACAUUUGUUGCCGGAGUGCCCAUCUUUCCGUGAAAUGGUUGCAAACGCCUUCGUGUUCGUACACACAACACUUCAUCGAGCGAACGCUCGCCUGCAGAAACGUACUGGUCGAAGUAUGUGGGUUACACCACGUCAUUUCUUGGACUUCAUUGCCCACUUCGUCAAGCUGAUGACUGAGAAACGCUCGGAUUUGGAAGAACAGCAACUCCACCUACAAAUUGGGUUGCAGAAGAUUAACGAAACUGUGGAACAGGUCGAGGUUAUGCAGAAGUCAUUGACCCAAAAACGCCAAGAAUUGGAACAGAUGAACGAAGCUGCCAAUGCAAAGUUGAAACAGAUGGUGCAUGAUCAACAGGAGGCUGAGAAGAGGAAAACAAUGAGUCAACGACUUCAAGAAGAGCUGGCCAGCCAGGAAGUGUUCAUCAACGAGAAACGAACUUUGGUGAUGAAUGAACUCAGUCAGGUUGAACCAGCUGUCAACGAUGCGAAGCAAGCCGUCAAUUCCGUUAAACGUGCACAAUUGGUCGAAGUGCGUUCGCUUGGCGCACCGCCGCCACCAGUCAGACUUGCUAUAGAGGCGGUCUGUACCAUGUUGGGGGAGACUAGUAUGGACUGGAAAGACCUUCGUACAUGCUUAGUCCGCGACAAUUUUAUCCCCUCAAUCGUCAAUUUCAAUGUCGAUGACAUUACCUGUUUCGGAGAUCCGUAAACGAGAUAUACAGGAACUAAAAGCCAUGAAAAAUCCGCCUGCAGCAGUCAAACUAGCAAUCGAGUCAAUUUGCUUCCUUCUCGGGGAAUAUUCCACGGAUUGGAGACAAAUUUUAACCACAAUUAUGAAGGAUACCUUUGUACCUAGCAUCCUGAAUUUUAACACAGACGACAUUACUGACAGCAUACGUGAAACGAUGAAAAAGAAGUACCUAAACAACCCAGACUAUAAUUUUGACAAAGUGAACCGUGCUAGCAGUGCUUGUGGACCUAUGGUUAAAUGGGCAAUCGCACAAGUUCAAUAUGCGGAUAUUCUCAAGAACGUGGAACCCCUAAGAAAUGAACUGAAAGCUUUAGAACAAGCCGCGUCGAAGAACAAAGAGGAGGCAAAAAAUGUCGAGAGCACCAUAGAAUCAUUGGAACGCAGCAUUGCCAAGUAUAAAGAAGAAUAUGCGGUUCUCAUCAGCCAAGCGCAAGCUAUCAAAUCAGACCUGGCAACAGUGGAAGCAAAGGUUGAACGUUCCGUAGCUCUGAUCAAGUCUUUGAGCAGCGAGCGUUCUCGGUGGGAGAGCGGAGCAGAAACAUUCAAGUCCCAGAUGUCCACCAUUUUCGGUGACUGUCUACUCUCUGCUGCAUUUAUGGCUUACGGCGGCUACUUUGACCAACACUUACGUGCUAGUCUGUUUGCAACAUGGUGUCAGCAUCUGCAGUCUGUUGACAUUCGUUUUCGAAGUGACCUGGCUUUGGUCGAGUACUUGUCAAACCCAGAUGAGCGACUUCGGUGGCAGGCAAAUGACCUACCAAACGACGAGCUGUGUGUCGAGAAUGCAAUAAUGCUUACCCGUUUCAACCGAUAUCCACUGAUCAUUGACCCCAGUGGACAGGCCACGGAAUUUCUGUUAAACGAAUACAAAGCUAAAAAGAUAAUGAAGACCUCAUUCCUGGACGAUGCUUUCCGGAAAACGUUGGAGUCUGCGCUUCGAUUUGGAACUCCUUUACUUGUGCAAGAUGUGGAAUCCUAUGAUCCUAUUCUUAACCCUGUAUUGAACCGCGAAGUUCGUCGAACCGGAGGCCGAACGUUGAUUACCAUAGGCGAUCAAGAUAUCGACUUGUCACCUACUUUCUCAAUCUUUCUUUCAACUCGUGAUCCUUCGGUUGACUUCCCUCCUGACGUCUGUUCUCGAGUAACUUUCGUGAACUUCACAGUCACCCGCGGCAGUUUGCAGACUCAGUGCUUGAACGCUGUUCUCAAGGCUGAACGACCGGAUGUUGAUUCGAAACGUUCCGAUUUGUUAAAGAUGCAAGGGGAAUUCCAGCUGCGGCUCCGGCACUUAGAAAAAGACUUGUUACAAUCACUGAACGAGGCGGAAGGUAAUUUGCUGGACGAUGACAAAAUCAUCACUCGUCUGGAGACGUUGAAACAGGAAGCGGCAGAAGUGGCUAAAAAGGUUGAGGAAACAGACGUGAUCAUGUCUGAAGUGGAAACGGUUUCACAACAAUACGUCCCGUUGGCCCAGUCUUGUUCCGCCAUCUACUUUACUCUAGAAGCAAUGAAUCAAGUGCAUUUCCUGUAUCAAUACUCUCUACAAUUCCUGUUGGAUGUCUUCACGUGUGUGCUAACACAAAACGCUCGAUUAAAGGAUGUUCGCGAGUCGGCCCAGCGUUUGAAGAUUAUCACACAAGAUUUAUUCCAAGUUACGUACAACCGUGUGGCUCGUGGAAUGCUGCACAAUGACCAAAUCACAUUCGCUGUACUUUUGGCGCGUAUUUUCCUUAAAGGCCAGGCCAACUCCAAGUCACUGAGCCUGGAUACUGAAUUCGAUUGUUUCCUCCGAGGUCAAGAUAUAAUGCCGAAGGAAACUAUCUCAAAAGGUUCCGCCAGUGCGGAUGCGGAACAGGCAAGAGUGAUUGAUGUACUCAAGAAGAAGCUCGCUUCUUUCCGGAAUUUGGAUAGUGCUAUCGCUCAGAAUCGUGCAGCCUUCAGCGCCUGGAUCAAUAGCGUCGCACCCGAAGCCAACGUUCCAGUCCUUUGGGAACCAGCCAAAACCGAGGGGCCAACUCCAAGUUGGUUCACUCAGGCUCAAACUUCCAUUUAUCAUCUUCUGCUGAUUCAAGCUUUCCGCCCGGAUAGGCUGCUUGCAUCCGCACACCGUUUGGUUUCAGCCGCUUUAGGUGAAACUUUCAUGGACGAGGCCAGAGGGCAUUUGGAUCUUUUGUCCAUUGUGGAACAGGAGAUACGAUCAAAUAUGCCGAUUCUACUUUGCGCUGUACAGGGCUUUGAUCCUAGUGGCCGCGUAGAGGAUAUGGCGUCCGAGCAUCACAAACAGUUAACGAAUAUUGCUAUAGGUUCGGCCGAAGGUUUCUCACAAGCCGACAAGGCUAUCAACUCGGCGGCCAAGAACGGCAAAUGGGUUAUGCUGAAGAACGUUCACUUGGCUCCUGGUUGGUUGGUCCAGUUGGAGAAAAAACUGCAUAGUGUUCAGCCGCAUCCGAACUUCCGAUUGUUCCUCACUAUGGAAAUCAACCCAAAACUUCCGGUCAAUUUGCUGCGGGCCGGACGAGCCUUUGUGUUUGAACCACCACCCGGAAUCAAAUCCAGCCUGCUACGCACAUUUGCCAGUGUUCCGGCUGCUCGGAUCUCCAAGGCCCCUGCGGAACGUUCUCGACUCUACUUCCUUCUGGCUUGGUUUAACGCAGUUGUUCAGGAGCGUCUGCGUUACGUACCGCUGGGUUGGUCCAAACGUUACGAGUUCAACGAGUCCGACCUCAAGGUUGCUUGUGACACAAUUGAUACUUGGGUGGAUAGUGCUGCGAUGGGACGUACCAAUUUGCCACCAGAGAAAGUCCCAUGGGCGGCACUGCGCACACUGUUAGGUCAAAGUAUUUAUGGAGGAAAGAUUGACAAUUCGUUUGAUCAACGACUCAUGGAAACGUUUUUGUCAGUUUUAUUCACUGAAGCCAGUUUUGAGCACGACUUUCCACUGGUACGCGAUGUGGAUGGAAAUGCAGGUAAACAUAUUCUGGUUCCGGAAGGCAGUAGUCGUGAUGAUCUUUUGGCUUGGAUCAAUAAACUGCCGGAUGUCCAAACACCGUCAUGGCUCGGUCUGCCAAACAACGCUGAAAAAGUCCUACUUACCAAUCUAGGCCAGGUGAUGACAGGAAAUCUUUUGAAACUGCAAGAAGCUGCAGCAGAUGAUGAAUCCUUACCAAUCAGCGCAUUUGAUCGCAAGAAAUCGUCCGUGGUGUCCGACUCACGACCUCCGUGGAUGCGCCAGCUACUCGGCAGUGCCUCAGCAUGGCUUUCUUCUCUGCCGAAAACGGUCAAACGCUUGACUCGAACAGUGGAAAACUUGCGCGACCCUCUCUAUCGGUUCUUUGAGCGGGAGGUGAAUAGCGGGUCCAAUCUGUUGGCUUCUGUUCGCCAGGAUCUAGAAGUUAUUAGUGCGGUUUGUGCCGGUGAACGCAAACCGACCAAUCGGUACCGCUUAAUGAUGUCGGAUUUGGUGAAGGGUUUGAUUCCCAGCGACUGGAGGCAAUACAACGUUCCCAAAACCAUGACAGUUAUUCAGUGGAUCAGUGACUUUGGUCUUCGUGUGAAGCAACUUGUGGCUAUCAGUGAGGCUGCUGCAACUGGUGGCGUUACCGCAUUGCGGGAUAUUCAGAUCUGGCUUGGAGGUUUAUUCAUGCCAGAGGCUUACAUUACCGCCACACGGCAAUUCGUCGCUCAAUCAAAUGGGUGGGCUUUGGAAGAACUUUACUUGGAUGUACAACUUGUGCUGCAAGGCAAGGGCGGAAAGACGACUGCUUCGUCCACAUCCGGUGCGUUUACUGUUCGUGAUCUGACUUUAAUGGGUGCCGAGCCGUUGGAUGAGUCUACCCUCCAUCUAUCGGACACUAUAUCUGUCGACCUACCCUUAACCGUGUUAAAGUGGAUCAGACUGUCUGCGGACGAGCAAGCGGAACGAUAUGUGGAGCAACCUGGAUCAGUUCGUCUCCCUGUAUACAUGAAUGGAGCGCGCAGUGUGGUUUUGUUCACUCUGCGGUUGUCCGCAAAGGAGCCAAGUAAUCGUUUCUACGAACGUGGUGUUGCCCUGUUGGCUUCCAAGUUGGCUUAAACUCACUGAAAUCACACGGACGGACUUGAAGGUUUCAGCAAAUUUCGUUUUUCUGUGAAUGACUUUGCUGGCGCCGCCGAACUGAGCGAUACCAUUUUGAUCAUCACUUCUACCCAAAUAUCAAGUCACGCUUCUUAACUACAUCAGAUAACUUUGUGGCUGGCCUCCUUUUCCCCUAAUUUAUUUCUUGUCGCUUCGGCUAAAUUUGUCCCUGUUCACCCAGUACGAAACCCCGAGGAGACCUUUCCCUGUUCUAAAGAUAUCGCUUCAGUUUGUUCAGCGUUCCCAUGAUCUGAUUCUCACAUAUCCAUGGCACUGUGGGGGUUUUAUACAUUUCGUCAUAAUCUGAUGUCCCUGGACCCAUUUUCCGCCUCAGUUAAAUCACAAGAAUAACCAUAAGAGUGCUUGUUUCUUUGGCUUUCGAGGACCCCAUUUUUGGAAUAUCUGUGUUUCCUUGUCUCAUGCGCUUCAGGUUAUUUGAUCGUCAUUCUUACCGUACAUAAUAGUCUUUUUAUGUUCGUGAUAUUUG
Molecule: messenger RNA, 15527 nt
Organism: Opisthorchis viverrini
Lineage: Eukaryota; Metazoa; Platyhelminthes; Trematoda; Opisthorchiida; Opisthorchiidae
Exons: 49
Coding region: 1-10884 (3627 amino acids)
Biological process (GO): protein phosphorylation; microtubule-based movement
Cellular component (GO): dynein complex
Molecular function (GO): ATP binding; minus-end-directed microtubule motor activity; ATP hydrolysis activity
Source: RefSeq, a predicted model, not a curated record